AUGCCCUACGACUUGAAUAUACCAUGGCCAGUGGAUAACUACACCUCCAAGCCAACACCUUCUCAACUCACACAAUUGAAAAAUAUAAUAUCCACAAACUACACCCUUGGUAUAACCCACCAAGUAAUCAACUACAGCAUCACCGAAACGGUUAAAAUACCUAUAAACAAUGCAAAUGAAAUCAACCCCAUAGACAUCACCUGGCUCAGGAAUGAGCUUGUCAACUUUCCUAAACUUAGAUUAUUCACCAGACUCACCUUGAUCGUCAAUGAUUCCUCGAAAAUCCAGCAUUUAACUAAACUUCAAAACCACUUUGAUUUGAUUGCCAUACAACCACUCACAGAAAAAGCCCUACAAUUAACCAUAACAAACUUGGAUGUAGAUUUAAUCUCCCUCAAUUUAAGCUCAAGAUUGCCGUUCUUUCUCAAACACAAGAUCAUAGGCCUGGCCAUCGAUAAGGGAAUCAAGUUUGAAAUAUGCUACAAUUGGUUGAUAUCCGGUGCAAUAGGGUACGAUGGGACCCAUGCCAACGUUCAGUUAAUUAAAAAGAAUUUCUUCAACAAUGUCCUUCAAUUGAUACGUGCCAGUAGAUCCCGUGGACUAGUUAUUUCCAGCGGUGCAACCCAGCCAUUACAGUUGCGUAACAGUAAUGAUAUCCUCACCAUUUUGAAGACGUUGGGAUUGGACAGAAGCAGAGCUAAAGCUUGCAUGACUGUCAACCCCGAAAGAGUUCUAGUCAAUGGAAGACUAAGAAUAAAGUCAUACAAACAAACAAUAAGUGUCAAUGACAAUGCAAAACUCUUGGAAAACGAACAUGAAAAUCCAAACAAAAAACUGGAUAGUCUAGUCUACAAGCGAAAGUUGCAAGAUACCGAUACCGGAAAGCUUCUCAAAAAAGUAAAGUCGUGA
Spathaspora passalidarum NRRL Y-27907 is the source of this 909-nucleotide messenger RNA. RefSeq names its product RNA-binding RNA processing protein (gene RPP1). The transcript has a single exon. The coding region runs from base 1 to 909 and encodes 302 amino acids. Lineage: Eukaryota; Fungi; Ascomycota; Pichiomycetes; Serinales; Debaryomycetaceae. The record is from RefSeq and is a predicted model, not a curated record. Gene Ontology annotation, molecular function: RNA binding. Gene Ontology annotation, biological process: tRNA processing. Gene Ontology annotation, cellular component: nucleolar ribonuclease P complex.